AUGCAGGUUCAAGAAUUGUUAACAGAAGAGUUGGAAUGCCAGUGGAUUACUACGAAGGAAGCUAUCCUUGAGGAACAACUCAAAGGCCUACUGGAAGAAAAAAAUGUGCACAGCAAACGACUGCAUCAGGGUGAAGAAUCCCAAGCUAAGAUGAAAGAAGACUUCUCAUCCAGUAUUUCAACUUUCAUUCAUGACUUUGGAUUAACAAGCAGAGGCAAGGAACACAGAUUGGCUUCAGUCAGAGAACAGAUAAAAGAGAUGGAAGUUCGGCAAACAGAGCUCCAACAAGACAUUGAUACAUAUGAUAGACAGAGAAGGAUGCUGAGAUGCAUAGAGGAUGAGAAGGAAACAACAGAGCAUAUCAUGGCCACACUUGAAACAGAGAUACGUGGUGUUGAGGAGAGUAUGGUGUCUGAAAAGAACAAAACAAAAAAGCUAGAGAAUGAGAAGGCCUUGGUAUCAGGCAAACCACAUUCUGAUCCAGAAUUUAAAAGGUUGCAGAGCCAGCUUGAGGCCUGCCGUGAGGAGUCUUUGGAAGGGUUGUGCCAAACAUUGCAGCAACAGGUUGAUCAGCUGCAGAGACAACAGUGGCAGCAGCAGCUGAGGAAACAACAUUCUUCAGGUCCUGUCAAGACACAGUCAAAAUUCAAAUGGACAGCCCAGCCUAGAGUCCCACCAGUGACAUCUCCAUCAUGGAAGACCACUCCAAGUCAGUCGUCAUCACUUAAAUGUGCUCCAAGGAAGAUUCCUAUGGUUACUGCACCAGAUAUGGACACCAAUAGAUCAGCAUCCAACUCCAGCAAACCAAACCUGGCCAAGCUUACAAGUGCCCUGAAAUGCAACGAGAAGCAGAGCUAGAAACUGUUGCAGUUAUUUGUAGCCUAAGUUGCCUGCAAAAUUCCCCAAAUGGAUGCUUUGGGACGACUAUCUUUUCUCAAGUCACCCCAAGAUCUGCAGUAUUAAAGAAAAUUCAGAAAAUCAUUUUUCUACACACAGCAGAAUAAGAAAUGCAUUUACUGCAUAAAUACUUGUUGCACGAAAAGCCUUGAAAUCAAAGAAAUAGCCCCCAAAAUACAGAAAAUGCCCCAAAUAGCCCCUAUAAAAAAAGAAUCAUUUCAUACCAUGACUAUACUUGGCAGAUAACAAUAAUGAUAACAUUUGUAGUGCGCUAUAUACAGGUGUUUCAAAUCGCAAAGGUGGGCUGACUAAUGUAAACAAUAAAAUCUAUUUUGAAAAAUGAAAAAAAUUAAUGAAGUUGUUCAAGAGGAAAU
This is a messenger RNA of Lytechinus variegatus (green sea urchin), 1271 nucleotides long. RefSeq names its product coiled-coil domain-containing protein 172-like. Gene Ontology annotation, cellular component: cytoplasm. The record is from RefSeq and is a predicted model, not a curated record. The transcript has 7 exons. Lineage: Eukaryota; Metazoa; Echinodermata; Echinoidea; Temnopleuroida; Toxopneustidae. Bases 1 to 858 code for a protein of 285 amino acids.